UUCAAGACUUGGUAUGUAGUAUGCAGCUUCUCAUCCAAUAAUAUAUAAACCCCAUUAACCAAACCAUUUUCUCUCAGCUUCAGGUUUCUUUUACACAAAUCAGAAAACCAAGCUUCAAAGUUCAACCAACCAACACUCCCAAUUCUCCAAACAAAAACCACACACUACCCAAUUUUCCAUUUCAAUAUGCAGUCUCUAUCACCGCCUUCAUCUUCCACCACACUCAACCCUAUCAUUCGCCCUCAACUUUCCCAGAACCGGGUCCGGUUCACCGUGAAAUGUGGUUACCGGCUCGAACCGGGUAGCUACGGAGUCGGAACAAGCCGAGCCGACUGGCAAAGCUCCUGCGCCAUAUUAGCCAGCAAGGUUGUUUCCCAGGAGCAAUCUCCGACUGACCAAAAUGGCAGCGCCGCCGACAAGCUCGCCACCGUCAACGGCCACAAAUCCGCCAAGGCAGACCUUCAGCUGGUUCCUAUAGGAAACCUCGCCGGAGAAAUCAAAGCGAUCCAGCCGAAGCCGCUGACAAUCUCCGACCUCGCGCCGGCUCCGAUGCACGGCUCGACUCUCCGCGUCGCGUACCAGGGCGUCCCCGGCGCGUAUUCCGAGGCUGCGGCGGGGAAGGCUUACCCGAACUGCGAGGCCAUCCCGUGUGACCAAUUCGAGGUAGCGUUCCAGGCGGUGGAGCUUUGGAUCGCCGACCGCGCUGUCCUACCAGUAGAAAACUCCCUCGGCGGCUCAAUCCACCGUAACUACGACCUCCUCCUCCGCCACCGCCUCCACAUCGUCGGAGAAGUCCAACUUCCAGUCCACCACUGCCUCCUCGCCCUCCCCGGAGUCCGCAAGGACUAUCUCACGCGCGUGAUUUCCCACCCUCAAGCACUCUCCCAGUGCGAGCACACGUUAACCAAACUAGGCCUCAACGUGGCGCGUGAGGCCGUCGACGACACAGCGGGAGCAGCGGAAUACAUCGCGGCGAACAACCUCCGCGACACCGCCGCCAUAGCAAGCGCACGCGCGGCGGAGCUAUACGGAUUACAAGUGAUGGCGGAUGGGAUCCAAGAUGACCCGAGCAACGUGACCCGAUUCGUGAUGCUGGCACGGGAACCGAUAAUUCCACGGACUGAUCGGCCGUUCAAGACGAGCAUUGUGUUCGCGCAUGAUAAAGGGACUUCGGUGUUGUUCAAGGUGCUAUCGGCGUUUGCAUUUCGGAAUAUCAGUUUGACGAAGAUUGAGUCGCGGCCGCACCGGAACCGGCCGAUUCGGCUGGUGGAUGAUGCGAAUGUGGGGACGGCGAAGCACUUUGAGUAUCUGUUUUACGUGGAUUUCGAGGCGUCGAUGGCGGAGGUUAGGGCGCAGAAUGCUUUGGCGGAGGUGCAGGAAUUCACGUCGUUCUUGCGAGUGUUGGGGAGUUACCCCAUGGAUAUGACGCCCUGGACUCCUUCUUCUAGGGGAGAAUAGCAAUGCCUUUUUUUCCCUCAUUUUUUUUUUUUAUUUUCUUUCUUUUUUUAUUUAAUCCUAUCAAUAAAAAAAAGGUGUCAUGUUCAAUCAAUUCUGAAUUUUGUGAAUAAGAGAUAAAAUGAUUAUUUUGAUUA
Molecule: messenger RNA, 1592 nt
Organism: Lotus japonicus
Lineage: Eukaryota; Viridiplantae; Streptophyta; Magnoliopsida; Fabales; Fabaceae
Product: arogenate dehydratase 3
Exons: 1
Coding region: 187-1458 (423 amino acids)
Biological process (GO): L-phenylalanine biosynthetic process
Cellular component (GO): cytoplasm; chloroplast
Molecular function (GO): prephenate dehydratase activity; arogenate dehydratase activity
Source: RefSeq, a predicted model, not a curated record